AUGGAAACAUUAGAAGAAAGCAUACGUUUUAUUAAAAAGUUUACUGAUGCUUCUAUUUUCGAUCGAUUUUUGAACAAUACUGAUCAUCAAAAACAAUUUGAAAUACUCAAUACACAACUCUCACAUAUUGCGACCGAUCUCAAUUUAGGCUUGAAUAUUAAUUUAAUAUUUGAUCAACAUCAAGAUAUGAUUGAUCGACAAGCUGAUCUCGCUGAAAUAUCGUUGAAACUCGAUGAUAUUGCCUUAGCAAUGACUAAACAACAGCAAGAAUUAGUUCGUCAUAAAAAAGAUAUCAAAGAUGAAUUUCAAAGACGAUUUAAUUCAUUCAGAUUUAAUCUAAAGCAAGAUGUGCUAAAGGCUCAGAAUCCUGUUGAGGCAAAAAAAGUAGAAGAAGAAUCAAAACUUUUUCUUCAUAUACCCGGUUAUGAUCUAGAGAGUGAAGAACUCAUUGGUGAAGGUGCUUUUGCAGAUGUUUAUCGUGGUACAUGGCUGAGUCAAUACCAUCGUGUGGCCAUCAAAACAAUUCGUAUGACAUAUUUGAUGGACAAAUUGAGACAAAGUGUCCUCGAUGAAAUUGCUACCAUGUACAGAAUACGCUAUGACCAUGUACUCAAUAUUUAUGGUGCAUGUAUCGAACCAAACUAUUAUGCACUUGUUGUUGAACAUAUGUCGCUUGGAUCUCUAUUUGAUGUUUUGCACAAAAAAAAACAUGUUCUUUCUGGGACCGAUCGUUGGUCGAUUGCACUUCAAAUGACAAAAGGUGUUAAUCAUCUACAUACAAUGUCCAUUCUUCAUUGUGAUAUUAAGUCGCUCAACUUUCUCAUGGACUACACAGUAAAUGGCUAUCUCGUCAAAAUCAGUGAUUUUGGUUUGGCUAAAAUUCGGCAAGAAACAAGUCGACAGACGGCUGAGAGCAAUAAGCAGCAAGGAGUAACGGGAACACUUCAAUGGAAAGCACCUGAACUAUUCAAAUUUGGAAAACCAUCGAAGGCCAGUGAUAUCUAUAGUUUAGGUAUCGUCUUUUGGGAAUUAGCUACUGGAGACAUCCCAUAUGAUGAAGUGGACGAAAUAGUAAUUAUUCAGUGUGUCAAAGCUGGAGAACGACUCAAAAUUCCCAAUGGUGUUCCGAGUAAUUUUGAGUCGAUUAUCUCAAAUUCAUGGAGUCAUGAACCAAGCAAGCGACCAACGUCUCAAGAACUUAUCCAGCAGAUUAUCUCUGCUUCACCUAAUACGAUUGAAACGACUAUGAUGUGA
This is a messenger RNA of Rotaria sp. Silwood1, 1254 nucleotides long. Lineage: Eukaryota; Metazoa; Rotifera; Eurotatoria; Philodinida; Philodinidae. The record is from the annotation of a GenBank genome assembly.